AUGUCUACUCCAAACACGCAGCCUGGAACCGGAGAUCACGAUGCUUCAGCUGGCUCCUUGGGCUUCCAGAGGCUCUGGGAGGACGCUAUGAAGAAGUACAACGAUGUUACGGGCAAGGACCUCCGUUGCUCAUCUCUCUUCGAUAAAAUGUCUGGCGCGGGAUCCAUCGAGGAAGUCGAGAGCAUUCUCAGGGAACACGACAAAGGCUUCAAGGCUUUUCGUGCCAACGGCGAGAAGGCUCGGGCUGUUAUAGCACCAAUCGUUACCCUCACGAAGCUGUUCGUCGACGCUGGUGGCGAGAUAGCUGCGGCUUCGAGUGUGGUGCCUGGUGGCAAGGCCAUUUUCACGGCGUUUGGAGUCUUUCUAGAGGUACGCCUGUCACUUGUGUCUGCGCCAUGUAAACUGUUCUUGCCCGAGCUAACGGUCAUCAAGGCAGCGGAGAAAGUUAGCAAGCGCUUUGACGACCUCGAAGGACUUCUCUCGAGGCUCGGAGGAGUUCUCAGUCGCCUCCGCAAUCACCUGCAAUCAUGCUCGGCUCUCAGCGUCGAGCUGGAAGGCAUCUUCGUCGGCGCACUCAUCCAGCUGCUCAACGUGCUCGCCAUCUGUACAAAAUACAUCAGGAAGCGGACAUCAUGGCGUACGGUGAUCUGCAAGCGCACAAAGGACUAUGGCCGGGCUCUCCUUGGAGACAAGGAUGUCGAAGAUGCCCUUAAGGAGCUAGAUAGGCUGACGGCAGAGGAACUUUUGGCCGCCGCGGCUCAGAUACUUGAUGUCGUGCAAAGCGUCGAUGCUAACGUCGGGCUGAUCGGCAACAAUGUCAUGAAACUAGGUGAUGAUGUCGAGGCUGUGGGCAAUAAUGUGGCAGAUCUGCAGGCUACUGGAGCCAAAUCUCUCAAUCUGCAUCUUGACAAGGACAUUCAAGAUUGGCUAGCUCCUCCUGAUCCAAGUCAAACUCAUGAAGAGCGGCGAACUUCACACUUGACCGGCACGUGCAUGUGGUUCUUUGACAGCAAGUUUGAGGAGUGGAAGAAUAGUAACAAUGGUGUGUACUGGAUCCAUGGAAAUCCUGGAACUGGAAAGAGUGUUCUUUGCUCGUCUAUCAUUGAGCAUGUCUCAUCCACCCCUGGCCUGCAUGUGGCCUACUUCUACUUUGACUACCGCCGCACUGAGAUGCAGACUGUGACAGGCCUGCUGGCAUCUCUCAUUUACCAACUUGCUACAUGCUCUGAACAGUGCCACAAAGUUCUGGAGCAGUUCCGCAAAGACAACAGAGCCAAGCUGAGUCCAACCAGAGAGCUUCUCAUCAGCUGCCUAGAGCGGAUACUGCAGACUUCUGCUGGGGCAGUCAUCAUCAUUGAUGCUCUUGAUGAGUGCUCACCCUCCACUAGGCAAGAUGGGCUAUUUCCUACCCUUCACAGACUGGUAUCAAAGGACAUUCCAGGGCUACGCAUUCUUCUCACAAGUCGGCCUGAGGCUGACAUCCAGAAGGCCAUGGAUGAUUUUCCUGCUCAUCAGCUCAGACUCCAUGAUGCUGAUGCACACACUCGUGACUUAGCCACCUACAUAUCCCAUUGUCUUGCUGGAGAUGACUAUUCAGAGUGGCCUGCUGAUGUCAAAGUGGUUGCUGAGAAAGAACUCAAGUUAAUGGCCAGUGGCAUGUGA
This is a messenger RNA of Phanerochaete carnosa HHB-10118-sp, 1662 nucleotides long. RefSeq lists its product as uncharacterized. The record is from RefSeq and is a predicted model, not a curated record. NCBI's taxonomy places the organism in Eukaryota, Fungi, Basidiomycota, Agaricomycetes, Polyporales, Phanerochaetaceae. The transcript is spliced from 7 exons. The coding region runs from base 1 to 1662 and encodes 553 amino acids.